Molecule: messenger RNA, 2637 nt
Organism: Marchantia polymorpha subsp. ruderalis
Lineage: Eukaryota; Viridiplantae; Streptophyta; Marchantiopsida; Marchantiales; Marchantiaceae
Source: the annotation of a GenBank genome assembly
AGGGGAGCGGCCGUCGAGUGGGGAGGGCAUUGGAGAAGGCAAUUUUGAAAGGAACCGUGGGGGAAUUCGGGAAGGCGAGUCGAUGAUUGAUUGGGUUGGGGUUUUAUGUUUAGGCCGAGAGAGAGGCGACUGAGGUGCAAAAGCGAGGAGCAAUCGGCGUGUAUGCGGUUCGAGGCAGAUGAUAAGCAACGCGAUGAUUAUGUGGUCAUAGAUCACAAUCUCGUCGUUGAUUUGGAUGAGGGAUCGUUGCCCUCGACUCCGAACAUGGUUGUGUGUUCCGAGCCCGAGGCUUCCGAGGCGUCGGAGCAGGACGUGUGCAGGAACCAUGCAGAGUUUGUACAGCGGAUGAUGCAGCUUUCCCGAAGUUGGCCUCGCGGACGGACUGCCCACAGGCUUCUGCAUAGAAAUCCGCCUGUCGAGGGCGAUGAUCGAUUCGGAUUGUGCACUCGUUCACGGAGCCUCAGCGACCACUUUCACGCCCGUUUUGGUGAUCGCUUGCAUCGGUUUAAGCCCGCCCCGAGCCGGGGAAACAGGCUUCGGAAGAGGGCUAUGAGCGCAGACAUUCCAGGUUCUUCAACUUUGGGAUCUGAACAGGCGAGUUGUCAUAUUUCAGGGAGCUCAGGUGGAAGAUCUGUUGUCGGGCGAGGUCACAACUUUGGUAGGCCAGGUCGUUACUUGCGACAUCUCGGAUGUCACAGGCGCUGGUAUCGUCAGGUGGCCGAGGCUGAGAUGAAGAGUCUAGCAGAUGCCCAGAAAGAAUUAUAUAUCUGAUGCGCUAGAUGCACACUCAAGACGAGACUCUGGCUUCCUCCUAUGCUGAAGCAUAUUCAUGAUCGUGUAGACAGAGCCUUGAGUUUUUGGAAAGACAACUGUGGAAGGAAAUAUGGCCGUCCAUAGUAGAUACACUGCUCUUGCGAGACUGCGGAAAGCUCGUUGAGGAAGUUUGCGUAAAGUUUACCUCCGGGAUGAAACCCGUGGGUGCCAGUGGGAGCGAAGGAACUGCCCACACAAGGCUUUGAAGUAAGUUAUGAAGUAAACAACACUGUCUAGUUUUUUGGGUUUCGAUUGGUGUCUAGGGUUUCGUCUUUUGCCUUUGAACAUGAUGCCCUAGUUUCUACUUGAGAGUACUCUAAGGAGUUGCUGGAAUUGCUCGCGGAAACCGCUGUUUUGCAAGCAAUCUUCAUCAAUGUAGUGGAUGAGACAGUGGAUAGUAGUAUUAUCUUGCCUUUAACUUCUGAGUUGCUAUAUUGCUCUCCUUGCAAAGAUAAAACUAUGAUGUAGAGAGUUGCUGUGGAAAGAUUGACCUUUGUGACUGGACUUGGAGAGCAUCGGCUCUGGUCCAAGCUCCACUCGUUUUUAAAAAGCCAGACCGGGGUGUUUUAGGCCGAAAGUUUGUUCUUCAUACAUUUUUUGCAUGAAGUUGUUCUUGGUUCUGCAGUCAAGCUGCAGUUCUUGACCUAAGAACAUUUAAUUGUCCGGUCAUAUAAAUGUAGCGGGACGAUUAGAUUAAAAGCUACAGGGAAACUAGCCUUUUGGACUUGUAUAUUGACCUGGCCAUUUUUAGAAUCAGAAAUAAGUCAGAACCGCGCUAGAUAUUCUAGAACGAGUAGAACAGCUUCCUUGUAAGAACCGCGUCCGACAUGAUGCAUUCUUCCACAAGACUCUUCGGAGCUUUGGAAUGUGAUCUUUGAUUUACCAGAUCUAAGCCGAUCUCGAGUCCUGCAGCAGAUUGUGGUAUUAAGAGAAUGUACAUCAGAUGCUUCAGGACUAAUUGAGAGCGAAGUGUCACUUCGUCUCUUCUUGUUUGCAAUAACGAUUACGAUUGUCCUCAGGGAGUUAGCUACACGCUUGUUUUAUAUUUUUGAAAGUGCUACAGGGUGUAACGCCUCGAUACGAGGUAUUAUUGCGUUUUAAACCUUAAACCCUAAUAAAUGGCAGGUUCACCAUAUAAUGUGCAGUGCUGUGAUCAGUAUAGAUCUUGCUUGGCAUCAAAUAUUGUUCUCAACGUGUUCACUUUCUAUGUGCCGAGAGAAAGGUUUGUGAAUCACUUGAAAAGGGCCCUUCCGUAGCAGAGGCAUUUCUAGUUUCCUUACACCAUUUUAGUUAUCACUUUCUUUAAAUAGAUUUGAAAAAUAUUCUUUAUCAGAGGACAAAUUUGAAAAUUGAUUUAGGAAAUGAGUACAUUACAAGUACAGUUACCCGAAGUUCCGACGGGGCGUCUCGCCCAUGGACAAAUUCAUGGGUCUCGCCCAUGACUGAAGAUUAUCUUUCCCAUGUCAGCGUUUACAGGUUAGGGUUAGCCCUUGCCGCUUUGGUUUUGCCAAAGCGGCAUGGGCUUUUGGGAAGCGGGAUGUACUAUGAGAGCUGAUCAAUAAGUGGUACAGCCUGGCACCUUUCAAAGGAUUGCGUUGUUAUAUUCUCCGAUAUCAGAGUGUACAGAUUAGGGCUAGCGUGCUUGGGAAAUGGUGACGGUUUGGUUUUGUUAAAGCGGUAUGGGCUUGUGGGAACCGGUUUGUACCAUGAGAGCUAAUCAAGUAGAGGUGAUUAGUGGCACCUCUAAAAGGAGUGAGAUACUGGUAUUUAAAUCCCUUUCGUCUCGAUGCUACACAUUUCAAAUUUGUUGUAGCCUCAACUAAA